AUGGAGAAGACAAUGUUCAUUCAUGCUGACAAUUGUGUAGGUCAGAACAAGAACAACAUCUUAUUACGAUAUCUUGCUCGGAGAAUCAGUAAUAACAAAAAUAAGAGAACUGUUUUGUCAUUCAUGCCAGUAGGUCACACACAAUUUGCAUGUGACUGGGCAUCUGGACUUUUAAAGAAAAGAUUUAGGGUCACCUAUAUCUCUUCCAUUCAAGAGUUCGCCGACUGCAUUGAGAAAUCUACAUCUACAACACAUGUUAACUCAACUGUUGCUGUUGGAAAUGAAAUAGGUCAAGUUGCUGUGAAUACAUAUGACUGGCUAAAUUUCUUGAAGGAUAGUAAUGCUAACAAAGUACCUCACAUAACUAAAUACAACCACUUUGAGUUCAACAUUAGCUCCAAAGGUAGAGUACAUUGCAAAUUGGACAUUGAUGGAAAUGAAUUUGUGUAUUGCAUCUUCCCCAAUGACAAUGAACCCACUGGGUUUCCUGCUGCAGUAAUUCCUCCAUGCAUGACAAGACAACGAAAACAGUAUCCUUUUAAAAACAUCAGGACCUAUUGCAAAGAGAACUACAAAGACAUUACGUGUCUUGAAGUAGGCUCAGAAUGUGAACCAGAAACUCAAGUCAGCGACAGUAAAGAUCCUGAUGAAGAACCUGAACAAACAAAUAUUCCAGUUAGAGAGAACAAUGCUUUAAGGAUGGCACAGAUAGAAUUACUCGAAGUGAAACGAAAGUUUGAUGCUUUGAGAGUUGUGGAGACAGAGAAAAAAAUGAUGGUUGCCUUGUUGCAGAGAAAGGAUGAAGACUUAAAAACUCUGAAAAGCUUGCUUGAAAAUGAAAGGAAAGAAAAAAUGAUUAUAAUUAAUGAAAAGGAACAUUUUGAAAAAGAAAAAGCAGAAGAAGUAGAAAGAAUUAAUAAAGAAAAUCUUAGAUUAAAAGCUGAGCUUGACAAAUUAAAUGAGAGAAUAAAAUCUAAUCAGUCUGGAGCAGCAGUAGAGAAUCUACAGGCCUGUGUUGAGUUAAAAAGGCUGAUGCUGAGCAAAGAUAGAGAUGGAUAUCAGAAACUCCUGGAAGAGCACAACCUAUUGAAAAAACAAAAUGAAAGCUUGAAGAAUGAAAUGGGUCACCUGCAAUGGCAUGGGCAUUCUAAAAGUACUCAUCAGUGUUCUUUUUAUAGUCCAAUCACUGUUAGUGCACAAGAUAAAACUAUAAGUGGUGUAUCUGACCAUGGGGAAGAUGAUGGAGGUGGUGAUACAAUACUCACUGUGGUUUCCUUCCUCUUUUCUACCAGUGACUGCAGUGGAACUGCUACAGUUGUUGUUGACACCACUUCUGCUUCUGUUGCUUGUGCUGCUGCUGUUAUUGGUCUUGUUGCUCAAGCUGAUUCAGAUGUUACUGAAUUUGAUCGUGAUGCUUUGCAGCAACUGGAAGUGGAAAAUCGAAGAUUACAUGCAAAUAUGACUAAACUUCAGCUAUCAUUCAAUGAUUGCUGUUCUAAUCAAACAUUAGAUGAUGGUCCAGGACGAGAAGAAUUGCUAAAGCAGUACAUUCAGCUGCAACUUGAAGUUGACAGAUGGCGAGAGGAAUGCAUUCAGUUACACAGUAUUCUAGCAAAGCAAACUGAAGGUUUGAAGAAUGUUGCUAGUAUCAACUAUGGAAGUCAUGUACACUUAAUAAAUGAGGUUGUGCAGCUAGUACUGGCAUUUGAAGCACAGAAGAAGAUAAACAGGCAGCUGGAAGAUGAAUUGCACCAAGAGAAAAAUAAGUGGCAAGCAGAAAGAGAACAACUCCAACAAGAAAAUGAGAAACUCAGAGAGGAGAAUGAUAAUCAGCACAAGCUUUUGUCUCCAAGCUUAACUAAAAGCCCACAAACUCAAACUGAGGCUUUUAUGCAACAUGAAAUUAUAAGAGUGACUUUAGAAAAGCUGGUUCUUCAAGAAAAACUAGAUUUAGCUAAAGAGGAACUUUCACAAUGCAAGAACAGCUUAAAAUUGCAAACUGAAGUGCUGAAGAAUGCAGGGUUGUUUUCCAGCAAAUUAGAUAACAAUGCUGAAACAGCUGAAAACUCAAUAGAUGAAGUGCUAGUGAAGAGGCAAGAUCAAAGGAAUGACAGAAGAGGUAUAAGAAAGAAGGAAAGACAUUACCAAGGAAUUUUUGAGUUUCACAAAGAGGAUAUUAGACAUAUUGUUAGGCAUGUGAUAUUUGAAUUAAAGCCACAUAUUUCUGUAACAUUACUGCCAGGAUUGUCUGCAUACAUUUUGUUCAUGUGCAUUAGGCAUGCCGACUGUCAAAAUGAUUAUGAGAAAGUACAAUUACUCCUGACAGCAACUAUCUACACCAUCGAAAAAGUUACUAAGAAAGGCCAUGAUGAUAUUGAUAUAAUGGUUUUGUGGCUUUCAAAUACUGUGAGACUUCUGCAUAAUCUGAAACAGUAUAGUGGAGACAAAACAUUCCAAACUGAAAACACAUCACUACAGAAUGAACAGUGUCUACAGAAUUUUGAUCUCACUGAAUACAGAGAAGUUCUUUCAGAUACAGCUGUAGAAAUCUACCAGAGUCUUGCUGGGCACAUACAAGAAAAGAUACAGCCACUGGUGGUGCCAGCUAUUCUUGAACAUGAAGAAAUAAGUGGCUUGACAAGUCAGAUAGCUAGUGGAAAGAGAGGAAGAGCUGUGUUGUCAUCAUGGGAUUCUGAGCCAUUUUUGGGUGUACAGAAGUCAUUGGAUGCACUCUUGCAGGAACUAAAUUAUAUCUAUAAAAUUAUGGGGAACCAUGGUGUUGACCCAGAACUUACUGUCCAGAUAUUUCGGCAGGUAUUCUACUUCAUCUGUGCCAUUUCAAUGAAUAACCUACUGCUCCGAAAGGAUUUGUGUCAUUGGAGUAAAGGAAUGCAGAUAAGAUAUAAUCUAUCACAUCCUGAACAGUGGUGUCGUGACAUUAGACUACAGUAUACUGAUGUGCCAAUUGCAUUACAGCCCAUAAUUCAGGCUGCCCACUUGCUACAGGCACGUAAGCUGGAUAAAGAUGUUCAGCAUGUAUGCAAUAUGUGUGAUAAACUUUCAAUGUUGCAGGCCACAUUGCUGAUGGACACAAAAUUCAUGUUCCCAGUAAGAUUUCCUUUCAAUCCAUCAAAAAUCAAGCUUGAAGAUAUAGAAGUACCAGAGGUGUUGAACCUACCAAUGCUAAAGAAAGUUUAA
Messenger RNA from Schistocerca serialis cubense, 3198 nucleotides. RefSeq names its product unconventional myosin-Va-like. NCBI's taxonomy places the organism in Eukaryota, Metazoa, Arthropoda, Insecta, Orthoptera, Acrididae. The coding region runs from base 1 to 3198 and encodes 1065 amino acids. Gene Ontology annotation, molecular function: GTPase binding. The transcript has 14 exons. The record is from RefSeq and is a predicted model, not a curated record.